CCAACGGUCAUCAUUCUGCCACGGUGUCCCUCUCGCCUCGCGGGGCUCGCUCGCUCGUUACAUGGCGACCGGGACAGGGAGUGACGAGGGGAGGCUUCUUAGGGUUCCUUCGUGGUGUUCGAGAUCGGCUCGAUGGAUCCGAUGGUGCAGGCAAGCGGCCGAUCGAGGGGCACGGUGAAGUAGUUCAACGACACCAAGGGGUUCGGCUUCAUCUGGCCGGACGACGGAGGGGAGGACCUCUUCGUCCAUCGGUACCCCAUCAAGGCCCAGGUGUACCGGACCUUCGCUGAGAGCGAUGUCGCCGAGGGAGACGAUGGCCCCAGCAAGGCCGUCGACAUCACCGGGCCCGGCGGAUCCGACAUCCAAGGUGGCGGCGGCUGCCGGAGUGAUUGCUACGAGGGUGGGUAUGCUGGGACUACGGGGUUAGCGAUGGUGGCGGUUGGCGUAGGAGAGGCGGUCGGAGCUUGUUAUAACUGCGUUGAGGCUGGGCAUAUCGCUAGAGAUUGUUACAGUGGCGGCGAAGGUGGUGGUGCUUGUUAUUACUGUGGUGAGAUGGGGCAUCUUGCUAGGGAUUGCUAUCAGGGCGUCGGAGGCGAUGGAAGGUAUAGCGGUUGAGGUGGUGACGGCAACCUGUCCUGUUACAGUUGUGGCGUGAUGGGGUACUUUGCUAGGGAAUUCCCUUGCAAGAACUGAGGAUCAAUCGCUUUCAAGCUUUGGCUUACUUUCUUUGCAUUUUGCUAGGGAUUGCUAUCGGGGCCAUGCAGGCGGAGAUGGACGGUUUGAUGUUGGAGGUGCUGUCCUGUUACUGUUGUGGCGAGAUCCGGCACUUUACUAGGGAAUUCCCUGGCAAGAACUGAGGAUUAAUCACUUUCAAACAUUCCCUUAGAUUUCUUUUGUUCCACCUAAUAUCGAUAGUUGGUAGUACUCCUUUUUUGUGCUUGGCUUUAUGUUUUUCCCCUAUCUGCAAAGGAUAUGGACAUGUUCUGUUCUUAUGUUGAUUUUGAUGGAUUGUUACCUACUUUGGGGUUUACUGAACAAAAUUUGUAUGCAUUA
Musa acuminata AAA Group (dessert banana) is the source of this 1053-nucleotide messenger RNA. RefSeq names its product cold shock protein 1. Gene Ontology annotation, molecular function: zinc ion binding; nucleic acid binding. The record is from RefSeq and is a predicted model, not a curated record. NCBI's taxonomy places the organism in Eukaryota, Viridiplantae, Streptophyta, Magnoliopsida, Zingiberales, Musaceae.